AUGGGGGACUUAACACUAAGAUGUAUGAACUGUCGUUCCUUAUUGGACAUUGAUUCAUCCUUGGUGGAUUUAUCUAUGGCCCAAAGGGAUCUACUAUUAAAUUCUGAAACUAAUACGGAUAACAGUGAUAAUAACAAACAUAAUGGCGAAAACGAUAGAAAUAUCAUACCUCAGGAAAAAUUAAAGAUCAUAAAUCAAGUAAAAAGUCCAUCGCAACUUCGAAUAGGACAAGCCAAAAACGUGACUGCAGAGUCAUAUGUUUUCCUAACAGACACUGAGUUUAGUUUGACAAAGUUCAAAAAUAAUGGCGAUGAAUUUGUAGACGAUGAAGAUUAUGAUGAAAGAAAUAAGACCUUGUCAUCCAGGAUAAGUGCACUCAGUAAUAUUUUCAAUAUCUUAUCCUGUAAAAGUAAUAUAGACUAUCCAGUGUGUCAAGGCUGUUGUGAUACAUUGUUGGAGAAACUUAAGGAAGAGUAUAAUCAAGAAUUAAAGAAAAGGGAUACAUACCAUGAAUUUAUGAAGCGAAUCCAGGAGCAGAAUAACUCCGUUGAAAUAUAUAGCGAUGGUAAUAAAGGACCAAAAGAGCUCAAAAAUUUAAAACGGGAGAAAGAGGAACUAUUACGGCAACUACAGGAACUAGAAGGUGAGAAUGAUCUCCUUCAAAAUGAUAUCCAGACUCUCCAAAGUCAGCUAAAAGAGAAACAAGAACAGCAACUUGAGCAAUUAAGAGAGAAAAAUGUCCAACAAAUGGAACACCUUUCAUUCAUUAAAGAUAUACAAUCGCUCAAAAAUCAGCGUGUCGUUACGUUAAAUCAUAUCGACAGUCUCCGCAAACUUAACAUAUAUAAUGAGACAUUCAGAAUAUCUCACAAAGGUCCAUUUGGAACUAUAAAUGAGUUACGUUUGGGAAGUGUUCCAAAAAUCCAGGUUCCUUGGACAGAAAUAAAUGCCGCUCUGGGUCAAGUAGUAUUGUUAUUAUCCCUAAUUGUGGAGAAAACGUCAUUACCAUUACCAGAUUAUAAUUUAAAGCCAAUGGGAUCUACUUCCGUGAUUGAGAAGCGAGACCUGCAGACAGAUCAAUGGUUUGUAUUAAAAGCAUAUGGUGGUAGUGAGUUUAGCCUAAGCUCUCUUUUCCAUAAAGAAAAUCCCAUAGAUAAGGCUCUUCUAGCCAUCCUUGAGAUCAUUAAGAAAUUAUCGGAAAAUGUUUCAUCAAACACAAGUGAACCAGCAUCAAUAGAAUUACCGUAUGAUAUCUCGGAUGAUAAAAUCAAUGGUUUGUCAAUACUUUUGAAAAGCUCUUCCCCCUCUUUGGAGUGGACUACAGCGUGUAAAUUUCUUCUCACGAAUAUUAAAUGGCUUCUCGCAUUCUCUACCUCCCGUAUAAAUAAAGCUAAACCAUGA
Molecule: messenger RNA, 1401 nt
Organism: Kluyveromyces marxianus DMKU3-1042
Lineage: Eukaryota; Fungi; Ascomycota; Saccharomycetes; Saccharomycetales; Saccharomycetaceae
Gene: VPS30
Product: beclin 1
Exons: 1
Coding region: 1-1401 (466 amino acids)
Biological process (GO): autophagosome assembly; cellular response to nitrogen starvation; autophagy
Cellular component (GO): phagophore assembly site; phosphatidylinositol 3-kinase complex, class III, type I; phosphatidylinositol 3-kinase complex, class III, type II
Source: RefSeq, a predicted model, not a curated record